This is a messenger RNA of Diaporthe batatas, 2283 nucleotides long. RefSeq lists its product as uncharacterized. Bases 422 to 2128 code for a protein of 568 amino acids. The transcript has a single exon. NCBI's taxonomy places the organism in Eukaryota, Fungi, Ascomycota, Sordariomycetes, Diaporthales, Diaporthaceae. Gene Ontology annotation, molecular function: nucleotide binding. The record is from RefSeq and is a predicted model, not a curated record.
GAUUGGAAAAGCGGGCCGGGAGGAUAAAACACCUGCCGACCGACCAGCUAAUCAGCUACCUACUUAAGUAGGUAGUCUAGGCCUUGUUGCAGUUAUCUGUCCCGGCUGCGUGGGUGACCGUUGGGACGCGAUCGACUAACUAACCACGCGGACACAGACGGGCUGCUACCACCCUCUGGGGAUAGGUCGGUGGCACUUCCUUCCUCUCAGAUACGAAGAAUGUCUUCCUCUCACUUCUCUCACGUCCCUUAUAUACCUACCUAGCUGAACUACUGUCUCUUUCGGUUUUUCUUUUUUUUUUUCCCUCCUUGGCGAAGCCUCACAUAUAGAACAGAGUGAGAAGCCUCACUCGCCUCUUCGCCCCCUCCACACUCCCUCCGCCCUUCCCUUCGUAUCCAUUCGUUCCAAGACUCUCUCCACCAUGGGCAAGCAGGAGGACUCACCGCCCAUGCGGCCAGUGCUCCCCGAGCCCGGCCCCGUCGUCGUGACCGACAAGGAAGUCACCAUCCAGCCCCCAGCCCCCCCGCCUCCCUCCGUCUCCCCACCGCGGCUGUUGGUCGUCGGCGGCGGGUCCCGGGGCUCCGUCUACGCCCACUUCACCAAGCUCGCCACCAACGGCGUAGUCGCCGCCGUCGCCGAGCCCCACGCCUUCAAGCGCGCCCAGUUCGGCCAGAAGUACAUCUGGGGCAACCAUCGUGCCCCGGCUGAGGGCGAGGAAUUCGAGUCAUGGACCGACUUCAUCACCUACGAGAAGGAGCGGAGGCGGCGCGCGGCUGCGGGCGAGGCUGGCGUGCCCCCGGGCGUCGAUGGUGUUUAUGUCUGCGUCCUGGACGAGAUGCACAGGGAGGUCGUCAUCGCCCUGGCUGAGCUGCGCGGCUUGCAUAUAAUGUGUGAGAAGCCGCUGGCCACGAGGUUGGACGACUGUGUCGAGAUGUACCGGGCCCUGAGGGACAACGUCGACGAGGCCGGCGAGCGCCGCGUCUUCUCCAUUGGCCACGUGCUCCGCUACAGCCCCCACAACAUGGUGCUUCGGAAGCUGCUGCUCGAGGACAGGGUCAUCGGCGACGUGCUCUCGGUCGUCCAUACCGAGCCCAUUGGCUGGUGGCACUUCACGCACAGCUAUGUGAGGGGCAAUUGGAGGAGAGAAGACACCUCGGCCCCCAGUCUGCUCACCAAGAGUUGCCACGACAUCGAUGUGCUGCUCUGGCUGCUGUGCUCACCAGUCAAGUACGAGGAUGGCGGCGAGAAGGCGCUGCCACACCUGCCGUCGACGGUAACAAGCAGUGGAAGGCUGCAGUACUUUCGGAAGAAUCGCAAGCCAGUAGGCGCUGGCGAUGCGACAAACUGUCUCAAGUGCCCAGUGGAGGAGACCUGCAAGUACUCCGCCAAGCGCAUCUACACGGGCGACAAACCCUUCAUGGGCCUGGACACGGGAAACACCGCCUGGCCAGUCAACGUUGUACUGCCCGAGAUAGAGGAUCUGGGGGCUAGCGAUAAGGUGCGCGGGGCGCUAAUGGCGAGAUUGGCUGAAGAUUACGGCCCGGAUAUGCAGGACUCGGAGAUUGCGAAGCGCAAUUGGUUCGGGAGGUGCGUCUACGAGAGCGACAACGACGUUGCCGACGAACAGGUCGUGACCAUCACCUGGGACGACGACCCUGCCUCGCCGCAGGACGGCGCCAGCCCAAUGGCUGACCAGCUGGGAGGCCGGGGUUCCAAGCAGGCAACAUUUCACAUGGUAGCCCAGACAAAGCGCCAGUGUGAACGUUUCACUAGGAUCUACGGCACCCACGGAGAGAUAUAUGCGGACUCGUACACCAUCACGGUCGAAGACUUCAACACGGGCAAGACCACAACUCACACCCCGCGCAUGGAGAGCCUGGGUCACGGGGGCGGCGACCUAGGUCUGACGAGGAAGUUUGUGGAGGCCAUUGACCUGGCCAAGAACCACAGAGACGAGGGAUGGACCUGUGAGAAGGCCCAGCAGGAGGUCAUCAGGUGUACCCUGGAUGAGGUUAUCAGAAGCCAUGCGAUGGUCUUCUGUGCUGAGGAGGCCAAGACAGGGAGGAAGGUCGUAGACUGGGCCAAGUGGUGGGCCGAAGAGGUCGAAGGCAAACUCGGGGGGAAGUAAUAUAGAUACUGGCGGGCGGCAUUGGUCUGUUGAAUUAUGCUACGAAUGAUGACACUUAGCACACACAGCCUUAGGCGCAGGUGGAAUUGGCACACAAACUCACCUAGGUAGUAACCUAGUCUACCCGAUACUCGUAGUAACGGAUUUUCCAGCAA